CAGAGAGAAGGCACUUAGAGGGACUUGGCUCUCCUCUUAGUGUGCUCCACAUCUCUGCCAAACCUCUUUCUGUCUCUGUUCCUCCUUUAUUCUCUGUAGACUACUUCUCAGAAGUAACUAAACCAGCCAUGUCGACCAGAUCAAUGAGCGUGAAAACAACCAGGACCAGCUUUGGUGGAAGCGGUGGUUAUGGCGGUGGCAGCCGUGUCUCAGUAGGAGGAGGAGGAGGAGGAGGAUUUUCCUCAAGAUCUGCUAUUACCUUCAGACCAUCCAUGCAAAUGGCCACAGCAGUCUCGUCAGGGGGCUCAAUGCUCAGGUCGAGCAUGGGUGGUGGUUUCAGUGGAGGCUCCUCGUAUGGCGGUUUUGGUGCCGGCGGCGGAAGCUAUGGUGCCGGCGGCGGAGGUUUUGGUGCCGGUGGUGGAGGCUUUGGUGCCGGCGGCGGAGGUUUCGGUGGAGGUUUCGGUGGUGGUGCUGGAGGCUUCGUUUCGGCUCCUAUCACAAAUGUCCAAUUCAACCAGAGCUUGCUGGCUCCCCUGAACCUUGAGAUCGACCCCAAUAUCCAGACAGUCCGUACCCAGGAGAAAGAGCAGAUCAAGACCCUCAACAACCGUUUCGCCAGCUUCAUUGACAAGGUCCGCUUCCUCGAGCAGCAGAACAAAAUGCUUGAGACCAAAUGGAGCCUACUUCAAGAACAGACCACCACCCGCUCCAACAUUGACGCAAUGUUCGAGGCCUACAUCGCCAACCUGCGCAGACAGCUGGAUGGGCUCGGCAAUGAGAAGAUGAAGCUGGAGAGUGAGCUGAAGAACAUGCAGAACAUGGUGGAGGACUUCAAGAACAAAUAUGAAGAUGAAAUCAACAAGCGUGCAUCUGUGGAGAAUGAAUUUGUGCUUCUUAAAAAGGAUGUAGAUGGUGCCUACAUGAACAAAAUUGAGCUGGAGGCAAAGGUUGAUGCUCUUCAGGAUGAGAUUAACUUCCUCAGAGCAAUUUAUGAAGCGGAACUGAAUGAGCUCCAGGGACAGGUCAAGGACACCUCAGUCAUUGUGGAGAUGGACAACAGCCGCGGCCUGGACAUGGACGCCAUUGUGGCCGAAGUCAGGGCACAGUAUGAGGAGAUUGCCAACAACAGCCGAGCUGAGGCUGAGAAGUGGUACCAGCAGAAGUUCCAAGAGAUGCAGACCUCUGCAUCACAGGCCGGAGACGACCUUCGCAACACAAAGAGCGAGAUUGCUGAACUCAACCGCAUGAUCAGCCGACUCCAGAAUGAGAUUGAGGCAGUCAAAGGACAGCGCGCCAACCUGGAGGCCCAGAUUGCUGAGGCUGAGGAGCGUGGUGAGUUGGCUGUGAAGGACGCCAAGGCCCGCAUCAAGACCUGGAAGACGCACUGCUCAGAGCCAAGUCCGACAUGGCCAAAGGUCCGAGAGUACCAGGAGCUCAUGAACGUCAAACUGGCUCUGGACAUUGAAAUCGCCACCUACAGGAAGCUUCUAGAAGGAGAGGAAUCCAGAAUUGCCUCUGGAGGUGGAAGUGCAACCAUCCACGUACAGUCCUCAAGCAGCAGCUACGGUGGUGGCUCAGGAGGCGGCAUGGGCAUGGGAGGAGGCAUGGGCGGAGGCAUGGGCGGAGGCUAUGGCGGAGGCAUGUCCAUGGGUGGAGGCUACGGCUCAGGUGGAGGAUUCGGUUCAGGAUAUGGCGGCUCGAUGGGAGGAGGCGGUGCCAUAAGCGUAAAGAGCACCACCAAGCUCUCGUCCUCUCGGCAGCGUUAUUAAAAUGUUCUGGUCUCCAUUCUUCUUCCCUUAUUCUCCAACCUUUUACUCUCACUUAUGAACCACGCCCCUCACCUUUCCCCCGCAGACACAGAUUCACCUCAGGAACACACUUUACCACUUACAAAUGAUGUACUCACGCAGAAAGAGUUGAAAAAUAACUACCAAAAACAAGUUAAGGCAGAGAUAUUGUUAAACCAAAGACAAAGAGCCGCAGAGAUGCGAGUGAGCCUUGUCGUCUUUUCGUUGGUCAGCCUGGCUGUCUUCUGGUUGCCGGAUGUGUUGUACAGACAAGAGAAUACUUGUAGUGUUAUAACAACGUAUCCUUUCAGUGCAACCACCGCUGCACAAAAACAGAGAACAGGAAGUAGCUUCGUCCUUGAGGAACAGAUGUGUUGCAGUCUUAAUUGUCAGUCUCACACCUCUUACUCCUUGUCUCUUCUGUUGUCUCAAAUGAGUCAUCCUGUGCAGUUUGACAUCUUUGAAAGCAGCCGCAUGCAGCACACAAGUUGAAUUGUUUUAUUUCUUUUUUUCAGUUCUCUUAUUUUCCUAUUCAUGUUUUGAGGGAACAUGAGCUCUCCACUGUUAUAACUAUGGUGGGUGGGAUCAUGCUUUACUGAAAUAUCCACUUUCAACGACAACUUUCAAACUACUUGCAUGGGGCUGACUGCAACAACCAGAUUUAUUAUGAAUUGUACCACCAAAAGAAAAAGAGCUGCAAUAAAUCUGAAUUCAUACCCA
Messenger RNA from Fundulus heteroclitus (mummichog), 2507 nucleotides. RefSeq names its product intermediate filament protein ON3. Gene Ontology annotation, cellular component: keratin filament. Gene Ontology annotation, molecular function: structural constituent of skin epidermis. NCBI's taxonomy places the organism in Eukaryota, Metazoa, Chordata, Actinopteri, Cyprinodontiformes, Fundulidae. The record is from RefSeq and is a predicted model, not a curated record. Gene Ontology annotation, biological process: intermediate filament organization; keratinization.